AAGCCACACCCCUCUCCUCGUCCGGCAGGGGCGCAGCCAUUUUAAUUCAUAUCUGAGUGGGCGGUGGCGAUUCGCGUUGGCUGUCUGGCUCCGCCGGGCCGGGGGUAACUUUACUGGUUUGGGGUGGUUUUUAGUUUAAUUUUUCUUUUCUAGCUUCGCAUCGCGGGCCAGCUCUCCCUUUCUAGUCAGCUGAGGCCAUGUCAGGAGACGGAGCCCCGGAGCAGGCAGCUGAGUAUGUCCCAGAGAAGGUGAAGAAAGCCGAAAAGAAAUUAGAAGAGAAUCCAUAUGACCUUGACGCUUGGAGCAUUCUCAUUCGAGAGGCACAGGUUUAGUGAUAUAGGAUUACAUUUCCUUCUCUAUGGGUCCAAUCACACUACUUGGUUCUGCAGUAAAUAAUAUUUCAUAAUCCUAACAUUGUAAAUGCUGUUUAUUGGUUUUCAAUUUUAGAAUCAACCUAUAGACAAAGCACGGAAGACUUAUGAACGCCUUGUUGCCCAGUUCCCCAGUUCUGGCAGAUUCUGGAAACUAUACAUUGAAGCAGAGAAUCCACAGAAAUUUCAACAAAAUUGUGAAUAUUUGGUUUGAAUACAACUUGUUGAGAAACAAAACGGCUUUUCUAAGUCUCAGGGAAGCAUAACCUGGGUAUCAAAGAUUGAAACUUCGUUUUGAGGAGAACCCUGGAACUAAUAGCCUGAUGUCUUAUAAAUAUUUUUGGAAUACAUAAAGACUGGAUAAAAAUAAAGCACAAGAGCUGGUUUCCAAACAUCUUUUUUUGAUAAAAGCUAAAAAUUAUGACAAGGUUGAAAAGCUAUUUCAGAGAUGCCUUAUGAAGGUUUUGCACAUUGAUUUAUGGAAGUGUUACCUUUCAUAUGUUCGAGAAACCAAGGGUAAACUGCCAAGUUACAAAGAAAAAAUGGCUCAAGCAUAUGACUUUGCACUAGAUAAAAUUGGAAUGGAAAUUAUGUCUUAUCAGAUUUGGGUGGAUUACAUCAAUUUCUUAAAAGGCGUGGAAGCUGUUGGAUCUUAUGCAGAAAAUCAGAGAAUAACAGCUGUCCGAAGAGUUUAUCAACGAGGUUGUGUUAAUCCAAUGAUCAACAUUGAACAGCUCUGGAGAGACUAUAACAAGUAUGAAGAGGGUAUCAAUAUUCAUUUAGCUAAAAAAAUGAUUGAGGAUCGGAGUCGAGAUUACAUGAAUGCUAGGCGUGUAGCAAAGGAAUAUGAGACAGUAAUGAAAGGUUUGGACCGCAAUGCUCCGUCAGUGCCUCCUCAGAAUACUCCCCAAGAAGCCCAGCAGGUGGAUAUGUGGAAGAAAUACAUACAGUGGGAAAAGAGCAACCCUCUUCGUACAGAAGAUCAGACUCUUAUCACAAAAAGAGUUAUGUUUGCUUAUGAACAGUGCCUGCUUGUAUUGGGCCAUCACCCUGAUAUUUGGUAUGAAGCUGCCCAGUAUCUUGAGCAGUCAAGUAAACUGCUUGCGGAAAAAGGGGAUAUGAAUAAUGCCAAACUAUUUAGUGAUGAAGCUGCUAAUAUAUAUGAAAGAGCCAUAAGCACUUUAUUAAAGAAGAAUAUGCUUCUUUAUUUUGCAUAUGCAGAUUAUGAAGAGAGUCGCAUGAAGUAUGAGAAAGUUCACAGUAUAUAUAACAGACUUCUGGCAAUUGAGGAUAUUGACCCUACCUUGGUAUAUAUCCAAUAUAUGAAAUUUGCAAGAAGAGCAGAAGGUAUCAAAUCUGGAAGAAUGAUAUUUAAAAAAGCGAGAGAAGAUACCAGAACCCGCCACCAUGUCUAUGUUACUGCAGCACUCAUGGAGUAUUAUUGUAGUAAGGACAAAUCGGUUGCCUUUAAGAUUUUUGAGCUGGGUCUAAAGAAAUAUGGAGACAUUCCAGAAUAUGUCUUGGCCUAUAUUGACUAUCUUUCUCACCUCAAUGAGGACAAUAAUACCCGAGUUUUGUUUGAACGAGUCUUAACCUCUGGAAGCCUUCCUCCUGAGAAGUCUGGAGAAAUCUGGGCUCGAUUUCUAGCUUUCGAAAGUAAUAUUGGUGAUCUAGCUAGCAUACUCAAAGUGGAGAAAAGACGGUUUACAGCAUUCAAAGAAGAGUAUGAAGGCAAAGAAACAGCUUUACUGGUGGACAGAUACAAGUUCAUGGACUUAUAUCCUUGCUCUGCAAGUGAACUAAAAGCGCUUGGUUAUAAGGAUGUCUCCCGUGCUAAGCUAGCAGCUAUAAUUCCAGACCCAGUUGUAGCUCCUUCUAUAGUGCCUGUUCUGAAAGAUGAAGUGGAUAGAAAACCAGAAUACCCUAAACCAGACACUCAGCAGAUGAUUCCAUUUCAGCCACGACAUUUAGCACCGCCAGGCCUACACCCGGUUCCCGGGGGCGUGUUCCCAGUGCCACCUGCGGCCGUUGUCUUAAUGAAACUUCUCCCGCCUCCCAUCUGUUUCCAGGGUCCUUUUGUGCAAGUGGAUGAACUGAUGGAAAUUUUCCGAAGAUGCAAGAUACCAAAUACUGUGGAGGAGGCUGUGAGGAUCAUUACGGGCGGCGCCCCGGAGCUGGCCGUGGAGGGGAACGGCCCGGUGGAGAGCAACGCGGUACUCACCAAGGCGGUCAAGAGGCCCAACGAGGACUCAGAUGAAGAUGAAGAAAAGGGAGCUGUCGUCCCCCCUGUUCACGACAUCUACAGAGCGCGGCAGCAGAAGCGGAUUCGGUGAGGCGGGCUCCCCCGGCUGCCUCCGGAAGAGAACUUCUCCAGGGUUCCCCUUUUGCCUCUUAAGUCGUAUGUUUAAAAGAGACAAUGCUUUGUUACAAGGUUCUUGGAAACAAAGUUGUAUUGUCAUUGGUGCCUCUAUCAUAUGGUUCUUGAGAAAAAAACAAACCAACCUGUGUGAAUUUUAGAAAAUGGAACAGACCUAUGCUCUAAGCAAAACUAGGUUUUCAAAAAUGUGAGAACAGCACAAAAUGGCAGAACCACCUUUGUUCCCUCUUCAAGGGUGUCUUGUAUGUGCCGCUUGAAGAUUUGUGAGUUUUCAACAGUUUUAUUUUAAAAACUGGAUGGCUUAUGAUUGUAAAGCAUUUUAUCACAUUUUCUGAAAACAGUUCUCAGUUUGCCUAUGUAGAGUCCUGCCUUAUUGUUUGUUUUUAUUUAUGGCAGAAUGUAUGGAAUCGGUUUUGUAGUUUAAAAUUUUAAAACAGUCCUUUAAAAAAAUAAAAGGAUCUCAAAAAUGU
This is a messenger RNA of Canis lupus familiaris (dog), 3218 nucleotides long. RefSeq names its product cleavage stimulation factor subunit 3 (gene CSTF3). Gene Ontology annotation, biological process: mRNA 3'-end processing. Gene Ontology annotation, cellular component: nucleus. Lineage: Eukaryota; Metazoa; Chordata; Mammalia; Carnivora; Canidae. The transcript has 22 exons. Gene Ontology annotation, molecular function: protein binding; mRNA binding. Bases 827 to 2704 code for a protein of 625 amino acids. The record is from RefSeq and is a predicted model, not a curated record.